Echinops telfairi (small Madagascar hedgehog) is the source of this 729-nucleotide messenger RNA. RefSeq names its product serine rich single-pass membrane protein 1 (gene SSMEM1). The record is from RefSeq and is a predicted model, not a curated record. NCBI's taxonomy places the organism in Eukaryota, Metazoa, Chordata, Mammalia, Afrosoricida, Tenrecidae. The transcript is spliced from 3 exons. The coding region runs from base 1 to 729 and encodes 242 amino acids.
AUGGGAGACCUUUUUUCUUUGUUUUGGGAAGCUGAUCAACCUCCCAAACCUUUAACUUUUUACCUUCCCGACCAGGAGAACGAAUGCCAAAAAGAUGACUCUUGUGGGACAAUAGGGAGCUUCCUGCUUUGGUAUUUUAUCAUCAUCUUUGUCCUGAUGUUUUUCUCUAGGACUUCUGCCUGGAUGUCUGAGAAAAGCCAAAGAGGAGAAGACAGUGGGACAAGCACUUCAGUAAGCAAAGAUAGCAACGAGGCUUCCUUUAAGCCGCACAGCAAAAAUGUUGUCUGGGACUCUCUGAAAGCGAUGAAGAAAGGCAAGCAUAUCCAACUGACUCCGGUCACUGGCUCCGAAGUGGCUUUGGUGAAUGCCUACCUUGAGCGCAGACGAGCCAGGUGCCACCCUCAAUUCGACCAGAGCGAUCAGCUGCCUACGGGCAGUGACACUACUGACGGCGACAGUGAAGACACAAACUCAGGAUCCUCCUCGUGGAAGGAGAGCGCACGUGAACACCAGCCAUCGCCGGCCAGUGUCAAGAGAAGAACCGUGCAGAGGCGGAAGGGAAGUCAUUCUACCCGGGAAAAGGCCUGCCUCCACUGUAAGGCCCUCAGAACCAAUGAGUGGUUGGCACGCCAUUUCCUGACCGAUUCUUCAGCAACAACCCCCAAGAAGGGAGGGAUGCCAGAGGAAACUUCCAUCGUUGACAUUAGCACCAAAUUCAGUAAAAUCUGA